Xiphophorus couchianus (Monterrey platyfish) is the source of this 938-nucleotide messenger RNA. RefSeq names its product HRAS-like suppressor 3. Gene Ontology annotation, cellular component: cytoplasm. Bases 28 to 561 code for a protein of 177 amino acids. The transcript is spliced from 5 exons. NCBI's taxonomy places the organism in Eukaryota, Metazoa, Chordata, Actinopteri, Cyprinodontiformes, Poeciliidae. Gene Ontology annotation, biological process: N-acylphosphatidylethanolamine metabolic process. Gene Ontology annotation, molecular function: glycerophospholipid phospholipase A1 activity; A2-type glycerophospholipase activity. The record is from RefSeq and is a predicted model, not a curated record.
UUUCUCCUCAGUUUGACGCCACAGAUCAUGGACUCUACAGGAAGCCAAGAACCUGCAAAGGAACCAAUCACUGACAAGAACGGAGAUGAACCGAAGCCUGGAGACCUGAUUGAGAUUUUUCGCAACGUCUAUGAACACUGGGCUGUGUACGUUGGUGACGGCUACGUCGUCCAUCUGCUGGGACCGGACGGAAAUUUCUCGUCGUUCAGCACCAUCAACCUUCCAGUGGGGAAAAACAACAUUCUGAAGCAGAAGUUGCUGGAGGUGGUUUCCUCAGACGAGUGGCACAUCAACAACAACAUGGACCAGGAGAAGCAGCCGCGCCCCGCCCACGUCAUCGUGGAACAAGCCAACAAACUCGUCGGCACAACUCGAUCGUACAACGUUGUCGACUACAACUGUGAACAUUUUGCCACUGAGCUGCGCUACGGAGCCGCCGAGUCCCAGCAGGUAGAAGAUGCUCUGAAGAUCGGACUUGGUGUGACUGGAGUCUCUUUAGCUUUGGGAGUCGUGAUCGUAGCUUUGCUAAUCUGGAAGAAUAACCAGUCAACCAGUAACUGACAGUGAGAAUCUAUUCUGAAUUAUCUAGACACAUUUUAGGUUAUUAAACUGUUUUAGUUUCAUCCUGACGAUGGAAACAACAAAUUUCUGAUUUUUAAUGGUCUAUUUGUUACUGCUGAUUCAGGAGUGAUCAAUCAUAGCUGUGAUAAUAAAAAUGAAGUACAUUAACUAUUAAACAUUUAUUUCAUCUUCUUGUUUUAAUUUUGAGGAAUGACUCUGGCUCUUUCUAAGUCAACUUAACUCCCAUUAAAAUAUCUGAACAUGUUGCCACUACUGCACCGACCUAUUUUAACCUGCAGGAGGAGCGUGACCUCAUCAGUAAGGUGUACAGCAAUUUGUGCAUUUUAGUGAUUUUCUAACACCUAAACAAAUGUCUA